Molecule: messenger RNA, 3000 nt
Organism: Hipposideros armiger (great roundleaf bat)
Lineage: Eukaryota; Metazoa; Chordata; Mammalia; Chiroptera; Hipposideridae
Gene: NKPD1
Product: NTPase KAP family P-loop domain containing 1
Exons: 5
Coding region: 81-2744 (887 amino acids)
Source: RefSeq, a predicted model, not a curated record
UGGUGGUGGGGCUGGAACAGCAGCUCGGCAGAGCAGGGAGCUGGGGCCGCGAGGCCACCAUCAGGAGGCCCUCAGCCACCAUGCACCAGCACUAUAUCCACUUCGCCAAGGGCACCCUGCCCCCCCGGAACCUCACCGAGAGCUACUUCUUGGACCCUGAGUUGGGGCACCAAAAAGGAUGCUGUCACCAGUGGUGCCAUGACCCAGCUGCCCUUCAAGCCCAUGGGCCCUGUCAACCACCCCCCCACGUGCAGUGGCAGCUGGCCUACCACAGCCACCGGGAGGGUGUCAGGGGCUGUUGCCGAGGCCCCCAGCCCCCUAUCUUGCAGCAGCUGCAGUGGCACCCCUGGCCCCCACCUCCUAGCCCCCUGCGUCAGCGGCUCUGUCCUGUUCCCAGUGGCCAGAAGGGGCCACCUACAACCACCACUGCCCCCAUGAGACCGGCCAGCGCCCCCCAGCCACCCACUGCACCCACCACGGCACCUGCCAUGGCCAGCAGCGGCCCAGCCCCGCUCUCCACAGCCCGCAUCCUCCAGGAUCCCAGCAGGCCUGCUGCCGCCCGGGCCCUGCCUGUCCCAGCAUUCUGCGGCCCCUUCACCUCCUACAGCUCCGAUAUCCUGACAGAGGAUGAUGUCUACUGCAGCUGCCUGGCCAAGACCCUCUGCCACGUGCCUGUCCCUGUGACCGUGGGUUUCUAUGCCCCCUUUGGCUGCCGCCUGCACUUAAUGCUGGACAAGAUCACCGAGCUGAUGGAGCAGGAAGCGACGCAGCGCGAGUCGGAGCUGCUGCAACAGGUGCAGUGGCGGCCUCGGUCGGUGAGUGGCUGGAGUUUCCCGCAGCUGCUGUGGUACCUGGUGUUUCUGCAGCCGGUCAUCACUGAGGUGCACCUACGGCGCAAGAACGUGAAGUUCCUCUUCAUCCGCUUCAGCGCCUGGCAGUAUGCGGGUGCCGACAAGCUGUGGGCCGGCUUGGUGACAACACUGUGCGAGGGCAUCCGCCGCCACUACGGCGCGCUGCCCUUCAGCCUGUACUCGGUGCUGGGCAACAAGCCAGCCACGACCAACGGCUUCCGCCAGUGCGAGUGGCACUGCCGGCGCCGAGUGUGCCUGGCGCUGGUGGUGCUGGUGGCGGCGCUGGGCAUUGGCUUGGCCCUGCUCUACCUGUCACUGGGCACCCAUGCGCUGAGCCACACCAGCGCCAACAGCAGCCUGCUGCGAGUGUUCGGCGGUGCAGCCACUACGCUGUCAGGCUCCGGGCUGCUCAUGGCCGUGUACUCGGUGGGCAAGCACCUGUUCGUGAGCCAGCGCAAGAAGAUCGAGCGGCUGGUGUCGCAGGAGAAGUUUGGCAGCCAGCUGGGCUUCAUGUGCGAGGUGAAGAAGGAGGUAGAGCUGCUCUCCGACUUCCUGUGCUUCCUGGAAAUCUACCAGCGGCGCCGUUUGCGUGUGGUGCUCGAGGUCACCGGGCUGGACACUUGCUACCCGGAGCGCGUGGUGGGAGUACUCAACGCCAUCAACACGCUGCUGUCCGACAGCCACGCACCUUUCAUCUUUAUCCUAGUGGUGGACCCCAGCAUCCUGGCCGCGUGCCUCGAGAGUGCCGGCUCGAUGAAGGGCACGGCCGACAACGGCUACCUCUUCCUCAACCGCACCGUCACGCUGCCCUUCUCCGUGCCCAUCAUGGGCCCCCGCACCAAGCUGCAGUUCCUGCACGAUGCCGUGCAGAGCCGCGACGACCUGCUCUACCGCGAGAUGACGCGCCAGCUGCAGCCGCAGCACCCCGUUGGCGACGAGGGCGAGCAGCUGCUGGCGGUGGAGAUGCAGGCGGGGGCCGAGCGCACACAGAGCCGCAUCGACGCCGAGGCAGCGCGCCGCAUCCAGGAGGCGCUCUUUUGCCUGCACAACGAGCGCGACUGCCUCUACGAGUACGUGCCGGACAACGUGGUGUCCAUGCGACGCAUCGUCAACACCGUGCCCAUCACCAUGCGCCUGCUGCAGCAGCAGCAGCGGGAUUUCGGAGGUCCCACGCCACGCCAGGCCGUGGCCUGGGUCGUGCUCGCCAACCAGUGGCCCUGCCGCCUCAGCUGGGUGCUGCAGUGCCUGGAGGACCGGCAGCAGUCCGGGGGCGCACACGAGGCCCGCGCUCGCCUCUGGGACGUGUUCUGCGACAACAGCAGUGAGCUGCACACCAUGACCAAGGCGCUGCAGAAUGUGUUCGACCUGGACGGUGACCCCGAGCUCUUCGAGCGCUUCCUGGGUGCCGACUUCCCCUUCACCGUAGCCGAGGCUCAGAGCCUGCUGCGCUGCACCAUCAACCUGGACCACUCCAUCCGCCGCCGCAUGGGCCUCAUCCGGGCGGUCAGCUCGCUCAAGCCGCCCAGCCCGCCCAAAUCCCCGGCCAGCGAUGCCCCCCGCGCCGCCAACAAAGCCAACCACGGCCCCCGGGUGGCCAAUGCAGCCAACGGAGCCAACCACGCCCCGAGGGCAGCCCAGUUAGGCCACCCCUCAGGACACAACUCUGCGCACAUCAGCGAAGACCGCCACCCAGCAGGGCAUGCCCCUGUGCACAUCAGCGAGGCCCGCCACCCGGCAGGGCAUGCCCCUGUGCACAUCAGCGAGGCCCGCCACCCAGCAGGGCAUGCCCCUGCGCAAGUCAGUGAAGCCCACUACCCACGGGAUUCAACCCACAGGGACAAGCCGAGAACCUGGCUUGAGCUCUCUGUGGAAUCUAACUUAGGGGGGCAUUGAAUGGAGGACUCCCGGGGCAGCAGGGGACAACAGCUUUCCUCUGCCUGCCCAAAUGAGGACACAUGUAGGGGACCCAACUGGGCCCAAGGCCCAGGGUCCAGUGUUGGGAAUGAGGACUUUGGUGGCUAUAUUCCCCAGGUGAACCUGUGAGCCAGAGAGCUGUUGGCAGUAGCUGACAAUAGUGCCAAUGUCCGAAAGCUGGCACCAAAGGACCACUGAGGAACUCAGGGUUCAAGCGCCAAUAAAUGAAGGUAUG